This is a messenger RNA of Rana temporaria (common frog), 1164 nucleotides long. RefSeq names its product cryptic protein-like. Lineage: Eukaryota; Metazoa; Chordata; Amphibia; Anura; Ranidae. The record is from RefSeq and is a predicted model, not a curated record. The coding region runs from base 325 to 927 and encodes 200 amino acids. The transcript is spliced from 6 exons.
AUCAGGAACCCUGUGUGGCCUUUUCCACCUCUUGCUAAUGAUAUGUUGGGAGGAGCAUUCAAUGAAGGAGACAAGGAAACACACUGGUUGCCUUUUUUGACAAUACCAAAGAGUACCUGGAAGCUUUUGUAAACCACUUGUAUCUGUAUGCUAUGGAGGAAAGGAAGAGGCUGCUUUUAUUUUCUGUUGUGCAGGAUAUGUUCUUUCCAAGGGCCUGUGUGAACAUGGAUUAACUUUACAGACGGACAUUUCUCGUACUUGGCUUUUGUUCAUUACUAAUCAGCUCAAGGAGAAUUUUACAAAAAUUUGGCUUUUUUCCAGAAAAUGCACUGGAGAGACCAUGUUAGGCUCGUUGUAAUAACAUUGACAGUGUUGGCUUUUCCCUUUCAGAGAGGAAGUGCAAAGACGAUAUCCAAAGCCUUUAAUAGUUUGUAUGCAAAGUCUGAACCUCAACAGGUAAAUGACAGCAGGGUCAUGGAUAUACUACAAGAGAUGAACAGAAGCACUGGGGUCAGAAGGCUACCAAAUACUGAAGCACUUAUCCCUUUCACUGGUCUUACUGAAAGCAGUAAACUCAACAGAAAUUGCUGCAUGAAUGGAGGAACUUGCGUCUUGGGAAGUUUCUGUGCUUGUCCAAAGCAUUUCACUGGACGAUAUUGUGAAUUUGAUGAAAGGAAAAGGAACUGUGCUGCCACAAUCAAACAUGGAGACUGGAUUCAACAUGGCUGCAGAUUAUGUCGGUGCACCUAUGGCGUUCUACACUGCUUAGCAGAGUUUAGGCAAACAAAUUGUGAUCCUGAAGAUGAUGACAUUUGGUUAGAAUUACAUUCUAAUGGAGCAAUAUUACAUUCAAGAGCACAUGUGUUAUUUUUAUUUUCUUGUUAUUUUCUUAUUUUCAUGUUAUUCGGAAAUAAUUUACUAACCUAGUGCUUGGUUAUGUGAAAACAAAUGUACAAACAAAAAAUUGUACUAAAAAUGUGCAAUCUGUUUUGGUUGAUCUGAAUCAUUCUUUAGAUUCAGUAUACUGCAUGCACACUAAAAUAUUAUUUACACUUCCUGUGGAAGAAAUAUUUAACAAAUAAUUUAUUCAUUAUGUAUUUAAUUUAAUGAUGUAUAACAUGGUUGAAUAGCACUCUUAUAUAUUUGAAUAAAACUUGAGAUAUA